Messenger RNA from Cydia strobilella, 406 nucleotides. RefSeq names its product prothoracicotropic hormone-like. NCBI's taxonomy places the organism in Eukaryota, Metazoa, Arthropoda, Insecta, Lepidoptera, Tortricidae. The record is from RefSeq and is a predicted model, not a curated record. The transcript is spliced from 3 exons. Bases 116 to 364 code for a protein of 82 amino acids.
AAUCUCAUCUCUUAAUUUUCAGCAUGCGAUUUCAAAUGUGCCAUGUAACUGCGAACUGAGGUAUGCGUCAGACAAUUACCAAGAUCACUACGUGAAUCUGAGCGACGAGCUCGGCAUGGCGCUGUGGUACCCGCAGAAGGUGCGCAACCUGACCUGCGACGAGAGCAAGUGCACCAAGCCGUAUAGGUGCCAGAAAAUUAUAUAUAACCUAACAGUGCUAAAAGGCAGCAACAGCAAAGAAGAACGGGAGCGCGCAGGCCAACUGUACGCGGACUUGCCAAACGAGCUGAAGUACAAGUGGGUGCCGCGGCUGGUGCCCAUCGUCGCCGGGUGCCUCUGCACGAGCAGCUACCUCGCCAAUUGAAUAUACGGGAUUUUUGAUGUAAAAUAUUCGAAUGCUCAAUAA